GCUCGAGGCAACGCUCUGUAAUGACGGGGUGUGCCGAGAAUUUGAAUUAGCUCGCCGUUAGUUUGAAGAAAGAGUGAGUCGGGUUAGAGAGAGGAGCCAUUUUGUCCCGACUGUUUAAGAGAAAAGAAAGAGCGUUUAACAGGAGUCACACGGGAGGAUAGCCUAUUUUUCUGCUUACUUUUCUCAUGCGGUAGAAAAGGAAAAACUGUUGGAGUCGGGAUAAAUAGACAUAUUGGACACGUCUACUGACACGUUAUUUGGGUGGUGUUUAGCCAACUAGCUCUCCGAAGCUAAUCAACCAAUCCCAGAUUGUUAGCUGUUAACAGUCCAGUGGAUUCUGGGCGGUUGGUCAGAUUGUGUUGGAGCUGGCUUGAGACUUCACCCACGCACGCAAGGUUGUCACUUUUUGUUGAAAAAUAAUCACACACACACGCUGUUCUUCAAUGGCGAAGAAAACGUACGACUUGCUGUUCAAGCUUCUUCUGAUCGGAGACUCGGGCGUGGGGAAAACCUGUGUGCUGUUCCGCUUCUCGGAUGACGCCUUCAACACAACCUUCAUCUCCACAAUAGGAAUAGACUUCAAGAUCAAAACUGUCGAAUUGCAAGGAAAAAAGAUCAAACUACAGAUAUGGGACACAGCAGGUCAGGAACGGUUCCACACAAUCACCACCUCCUACUACAGAGGAGCCAUGGGCAUCAUGCUGGUCUAUGAUAUCACCAACGCCAAGAGCUUUGAAAACAUCAGCAAAUGGCUGCGCAACAUUGACGAGCAUGCGAAUGAGGACGUUGAAAGGAUGCUGCUAGGCAACAAGUGUGACAUGGAGGACAAGAGGGUCGUACCAAAAGCCAAGGGAGAGCAGAUUGCGAGGGAGCACGGCAUUAGGUUUUUUGAAACGAGUGCUAAGGCCAACAUCAACAUCGAGAAGGCGUUCCUCACGUUAGCAGAAGACAUCCUCAAAAAGACACCCGUAAAAGAGCCCAACAGUGAAAACGUCGACAUCAGCAGCGGAGGCGGAGUCACAGGAUGGAAGAGCAAGUGCUGCAGUUGAACGACUGUUUAACUCGUACUAAAGCACACACACACUUACACUCUCUCUCACUCUCUCUCUGUCUCUCUCUCGAUCUCUUACUCUCUUCCUCUUUCUCUCUUUUUCUCUAACUGCUAACUCUCUCUCGCCCUCUAACCCAUCUCAUAAGUUUUCCUUGCACACUGACACACUGUCUCUUUUAUCAGAAGAAAACAAUAAAACACUUCACCUGUUUAUCCUCCUCCACCAAGUCCACCCUCCUCCCUAUGUCCAUGUUUUUCUUUCUCCAUCAAAUCAUUUAAUUUCAAAUAAAAUACCGAAAUUCACGUUUUGUUGUAUGUUUUAAAGGCUGUCAAACAAAAAGCGUGAAAAAUACAAAAGAUCAUGUUUUUAUUAUAUCCUUUGCCUGGACUUCAUCCACCCUUAAGCCUCCAGCUCCCUCCCAUCCUCCCUCCCUCCCUCCUAACCCAUACCACUCACCUUCAGCCAGAGGUUAUAAAAGUUAAAAUUGAAAAAAAAAGGAGAUAAAUUUAGGAUUAACAUUUUGUACAUUCUGUGAGGUUUCUGUUUGUCUAACCAUCUUCAGCCAUUUAACAAUUUGUUACCGAGUGACAGAGGCGUGGCCAGCUCCUUUUGUAUGUGGGGUUUAUUUUGUCCUGUGCCUUAUAUGGAAGACAGGGGCGGGGGCUGUGUGGUGGGCGGAGCCACAUCCACCCUAAGGAAAUCACACUUUAUUAAUCUGUCGGUUGGGGUCCGUUCCAUCAAAGAUGCCGAAAGCCGAAGCAGAAACGUUUGAAUUUCUCCUCCAGCCAAGAGAACGGCAUUAUAUUAAUGUUUAAUUUUGUCUGUAUGAUUUAUGUUACCUUUAUGAUUUGUUUUUUUUCUUUUCUUUUCCCUAUUUUUUUUUUUUUUUUUUCCUGCAUGCGGAUUUCUUUGGGUUGGAAGCGUUUCUGUAACGUUGUUGUAACCUUUGCCACUGGGUAACUGUGGGAGGGAGGUACAGAAGUUCUCUUUGGAAAUUCAAACAAUUUUGCAGAUCCAUUAAAAAAUAAGCUUGUUUAAGUUAAA
Messenger RNA from Cynoglossus semilaevis (tongue sole), 2096 nucleotides. It is a transcript of the gene rab10, whose product is annotated as RAB10, member RAS oncogene family. The coding region runs from base 444 to 1049 and encodes 201 amino acids. Gene Ontology annotation, molecular function: GTP binding; GTPase activity. The transcript is spliced from 6 exons. NCBI's taxonomy places the organism in Eukaryota, Metazoa, Chordata, Actinopteri, Pleuronectiformes, Cynoglossidae. The record is from RefSeq and is a predicted model, not a curated record.